CAGGCCCAGCCGGCCAACACAUCCCUGCCCCGUCCCUUCCGGUGGUCUCCCCACGGUGGUCUCCCCACGUCUAGGUGAAGAUGUCUGCACAGGGCAGCUGCCUCAGUCUGAUCAAGUACUUCCUCUUCGUAUUCAACCUCUUCUUCUUCUUCUUAGGCAGCCUUAUCUUCUGCUUCGGCAUCUGGAUUCUUGUGGACAAGACCAGCUUCGUGUCCUUUGUGGGCUUGUCCUUCCUCUCCCUGCAGGUCUGGUCCAAGGCCCUGGCUAUCUCUGGAAUCCUCACUAUGGGCCUUGCCCUCCUGGGCUGCGUGGGGGCCCUCAAGGAGCUCCGCUGCCUCCUUGGCUUGUAUUUCGGGAUGCUGCUGCUCCUGUUUGCCGUGCAGAUCAUCCUGGGGAUCCUCAUCUCCACGCAGAGAAGGCUGCUGGAGCGGAAGGUGGAGGAAAUGGUGCUGGAGACCAUCCGGAACUACGGGGCCAACCCGGAGGAGACGACCGCAGAGGAGAGCUGGGAUUACGUGCAGUUCCAGCUCCGCUGCUGCGGCUGGAAUUAUCCGCAGGACUGGCUCCAAGUGCCCAGCCUGAAAGGCAACGAGUCGACGGGGUCCCGCGUGCCUUGCUCCUGCUACAACGCUUCGUCGACCAACAACUCCGCAAUCGCCGAUAGGGUCUCCAUCCCCCAACUCAGCCGGCAGGGGCCUCUGACGAGACCCAGGCGCAACACCGACCUCUGCCUGAUCCCGGCCGACAGGCACAUCUACCCAGAGGGCUGCAAGCAGAACCUCAAGAAGUGGCUGCAUAACAACCUCAUCUCCAUCGUGGGCAUUUGUCUGGGCGUCGGUCUACUCGAGCUGGCCUUCAUGACGCUCUCGAUAUUCCUGUGCAGGAACUUGGACCACGUCUACAACCAGCUCAGGCAAUACCGUUAGGCCCCGCCUCCAUCUCCUGACCUUGCCCCCGUUUCUGAUGCCUUGUAAAUAUUUGUUUAUUCCCUGGUGCGCCCCUCUCUGGCACUGAGCCCGCCGCUGCCACCUCAUUCCCUUGGGGACCCAGAUGUCCUGCCUGCCCUGAGCUGCCACGUCUCCCUGGGGACCCGGGGCUUCUGGCUAUAUCAGCUUUCUGUGCCCAAAGACACAUCCGGUAGCCUACCACUUUCCCUGCCAGGUUAUUGUCUGCCCCAAACCCCAAAUAAAUCCCCCGCGUCUUGGUAAAA
Echinops telfairi (small Madagascar hedgehog) is the source of this 1210-nucleotide messenger RNA. RefSeq names its product CD37 molecule (gene CD37). The record is from RefSeq and is a predicted model, not a curated record. Bases 81 to 926 code for a protein of 281 amino acids. Lineage: Eukaryota; Metazoa; Chordata; Mammalia; Afrosoricida; Tenrecidae. Gene Ontology annotation, cellular component: membrane. The transcript is spliced from 8 exons.